This is a messenger RNA of Syngnathus acus (greater pipefish), 9998 nucleotides long. RefSeq names its product sodium channel, voltage gated, type VIII, alpha subunit b (gene scn8ab). Gene Ontology annotation, molecular function: voltage-gated sodium channel activity. The transcript has 28 exons. NCBI's taxonomy places the organism in Eukaryota, Metazoa, Chordata, Actinopteri, Syngnathiformes, Syngnathidae. The record is from RefSeq and is a predicted model, not a curated record. Gene Ontology annotation, cellular component: voltage-gated sodium channel complex; axon; plasma membrane. Bases 544 to 6483 code for a protein of 1979 amino acids. Gene Ontology annotation, biological process: sodium ion transmembrane transport; membrane depolarization during action potential; neuronal action potential.
AAGACCGACAGCGCCACCUGGUGGGACAUCGCCCCGAGGUAAUGCGGAGUCUUCACAGUACGGGAUUUCUCCUUGCAUUGAUCCAGGGAGGUGCAACCUUGUAACGCUCAUGCUUGAUGAUCGAACAUUUGACUCUAAUCGUUAAAUUUUCAAGUCUCGUUUUGAGGGCUGCGCUUGAACCAAAUUGAUCUUUCCGUUGAGCGUUCCCGACAGCGCCCAGGCUGUCCAGCGCAUUUAGAACUUGUAUCACCUGCGUUGCUGCGGUCUUCCAUUCGUUGUUGAGACUGCAGGCAUUUGCCGACACUCCCUAACAAUUUGCCCAGAGUCAUCAAUUAUGCAGGGCAGCCGCGCGCACGCCGAGCCAAGAUAGCAGCUGCGGCUUGAGCAUCGGCAGCAGCAAUAUGGCGACAACCGCAGUUGCUCCGCACUCUUUUCUACACCUGCAUUCCUACGAACGCCGUGCGGAUUCUUGUUGAGGCGCGGGAAAAGCUGGAUGUCUGCUAUGGAAAACAAAUAAAGAAGAACUAGCUGCAGGAUGAAAACAUGGCCGCACCCAUUCUUGCACCCCCAGGACCUGACAGCUUCAAGAAGUUUACCCCGGAGUCGCUCGCUAACAUCGAGAAGCGCAUCAAUGAAGAGAAGAACAAGAAACCAGCCAAGCCCCGGUCGGACAGCAGUCAUCGCGACACGUCAGACGACAAUGAGCCCAAGCCCAACCGGGACUUGGAGGCUGGCAAGAGCCUGCCCCUCAUCUAUGGCGAUACUCCAAAUGGCUUGGUGGCCACACCGCUAGAGGAUUUGGACCCCUACUAUGUCAACCAGAAAACAUUCAUAGUGCUAAACAAGGGGAAAACAAUCUUCCGCUUUAGUGCCACGCCCUCCCUGUACAUCAUCAGCCCUUUUAAUAUUUUCAGGCGAAUAGCAAUUAAGAUUUUGAUACAUUCGUUAUUCAGCAUGAUCAUCAUGUGCACCAUUUUGACCAACUGUAUAUUCAUGACAUUUAGCGACCCUCCAGAGUGGUCCAAACAAGUGGAGUACACCUUCACUGGUAUCUAUACAUUUGAGUCACUCACAAAAAUUGUGGCCAGAGGUUUCGCAAUCGAUGGAUUCACUUUUCUGAGAGAUCCAUGGAACUGGCUGGAUUUCAUGGUCAUUUCUAUGGCAUAUAUAACAGAGUUUGUGGACCUUGGGAAUGUGUCGGCCCUCAGAACGUUCAGGGUUCUCCGAGCAUUGAAAACUAUUUCUGUCAUUCCAGGCCUGAAGACUAUCGUGGGCGCCCUGAUCCAGUCUGUGAAGAAGCUCUCCGACGUGAUGAUCCUGACCGUCUUCUGCCUCAGCGUCUUUGCUCUGAUCGGAUUGCAGCUCUUCAUGGGGAACCUGCGGCAAAAGUGUGUCUUUUGGCCGGUCAAUACCACCAACAUGUACCUGUCCAACGGCUCCAAGGGCUUUGACUGGGAUGAAUACAUCAUGAAUGAGACUAACUUCUACUUUUACCCCGGUCAGGCUGAUGCACUGUUAUGUGGAAAUAGUUCGGACUCGGGACAAUGUCCUGAAGGGUUUACAUGCAUGAAAGCCGGAAGGAACCCCAACUAUGGUUACACCAGCUUUGACAGCUUCGGAUGGGCUUUCCUCACCCUCUUUCGACUAAUGACCCAAGACUUCUGGGAAAAUCUCUACAUGCUGACUCUGCGAGCGGCAGGCAAGACCUACAUGAUCUUCUUUGUGCUGGUCAUCUUUGUGGGUUCCUUCUAUCUUGUCAACCUCAUCUUGGCUGUGGUGGCCAUGGCCUACGAGGAGCAGAACCAGGCCACCAUCGAAGAGGCUGAGCAAAAAGAGGCUGAAUUUAAAGCCAUGCUGGAGCAGCUCAGAAAGCAGCAGGAAGAAACGCAGGCUGCCGCCAUGGUGACGUCGGCAGGCACUGUAUCGGAGGUUGCGUUGGAGGAUGAGGGAGGGGGUCAUCUGUCCCGCAGCUCCUCGGAGGUCUCUAAGCUGAGCUCCAAGAGUGCCAAGGAGCGUCGUAAUCGCAAGAAGAAAUGGCGGCAGAAAGAGCAGGAGAAAGAGAAGGGUGACAGCGAGAAGGUGGUCAAGUCUGAGUCCGAUGACGGCAGCAAGAGAAGUACCCUUCGUUUUCCGGGAAGCCGUCUGGGCAGGAAGACCUCCAUCAUGAACCAGUCACUCCUGAGCAUCCCGGGCUCGCCCUUCAUGUCACGCCACAACAGCCGCAGCAGCAUCUUCAGCUUCAAAGGCCGCUCCAAGGACAUGGGCUCGGAGAACGAGUUUGCCGACGACGAGCACAGUACGGUGGAGGAGAGCGAGGACCGCCGGGGUUCCCUGUUCAUCCCUUUCCGCCGGAACAGCUACAGCGGCUACAGCCAAGGCUCGUCACGCAUCCACCCGCUGGCGCCUCACUCAGGAGGGAAGAGGAACAGCACCGUGGACUGCAAUGGCGUGGUGUCGCUCAUCGGCCCGGGGCCUGGCAGACGGCUUCUGCCUGAGGUGAAAAUAGAUAAGGCAGCCACUGAUGACAGUACCACAGAUGUGGAAAUUAAGAAGAAGCACUCUGGCUCUCUCAUGGUAUCAGUGGAUCAGCUCAACUCCUCCUUCAAAGGAAAAGACCGCGCCAACAGUCAGAUGAGCGUAGUCACCAACACUCUCUUAGAUGAAUUGGAGGAAUCUCAGAGGAAGUGCCCCCCCUGUUGGUACAAAUUCGCCAACACCUUUCUAAUCUGGGAGUGCCAUCCCAAGUGGCUGAAGCUCAAGCAUAUCGUCUACUUGAUUGUCAUGGACCCCUUUGUUGACUUGGCCAUCACCAUCUGCAUUGUCCUCAACACCCUUUUCAUGGCCAUGGAGCACUACCCAAUGACGGAGCAAUUUGAGCACGUCCUCUCUGUAGGCAAUCUGGUUUUCACAGGGAUCUUUGCUGGGGAGAUGUUUGCCAAACUGGUAGCCAUGGAUCCCUAUUACUACUUUCAGGAAGGAUGGAAUUGUUUUGAUGGUUUCAUAGUGACACUGAGUUUAGUGGAGCUGGGACUCCAAGAUGUGGAGGGUCUGUCAGUGCUCAGGUCCUUCCGAUUGUUGAGAGUGUUCAAACUAGCCAAAUCAUGGCCCACACUCAACAUGUUGAUCAAGAUUAUUGGUAAUUCAGUGGGGGCGCUGGGUAAUCUGACCCUGGUGCUGGCCAUCAUUGUCUUCAUCUUUGCUGUGGUGGGCAUGCAACUGUUUGGCAAAAGCUACAAGGACUGUGUGUGCAAGAUCGCCAGUGACUGUAAACUGCCUCGCUGGCACAUGCAUGACUUCUUCCACUCCUUCCUGAUUGUAUUCAGAGUGUUGUGUGGGGAGUGGAUUGAGACCAUGUGGGAUUGUAUGGAGGUGGCAGGACAGACAAUGUGCCUCACUGUCUUCAUGAUGGUCAUGGUCAUCGGGAACUUGGUGGUUUUAAAUUUAUUCUUAGCUUUGUUGCUGAGCUCUUUCAGCGCUGACAACCUCGCCGCCACAGAUGACGAUGGCGAGCCAAACAAUCUCCAGCUCGCUGUUGCUCGCAUUAAGAUCGGCAUUGCCUGGUUCAAGGUGCACAUGCGUCUCUUUGUCGCCACGGUGCUCAGGAAGCCUGUUGAGGAUGAACAAAAACCUCUGGAUGAAAUGUACGAGAAAAAGCUCAACUGCAUUGCCAACCACUCAGUGGACAUCAACCGUGAACUGGACUAUGCUAAAAACGGCAACGGUACCACCAGCGGCAUUGGGAGCAGCGUUGGAAAGUACAUGAUUGAUGAAGACUACAUGUCCUUCAUCCACAACCCAAACCUGACUGUCUGCGUUCCAAUUGCCGUUGGAGAGUCGGACUUUGAAAACCUUAACACCGAGGACUUCAGCAGUGAAUCGGAGGCGGAGAACAGCAAGGAUCUGGAUGAUACCAGUUCAUCUGAGGGCAGCACAAUAGACAUUAAGCCUGACGUGGAGGAGGUGGCAGUGGUGGAGGUUGUGGAGGAGUACCUUGACCCAGAGGCCUGCUGGACAGAUGAAUGUGUGGCCAAAUACAAAUGCUGUGAUGUUCCCAUCACUCAUGGCUGGGGGAAGCACUGGUGGUUCCUGAGGAAGACCUGCUACCUGAUAGUGGAACACAACUGGUUCGAAACACUCAUCAUCUUCAUGAUCUUACUUAGCAGUGGAGCCCUGGCCUUUGAGGACGUCUACAUUGAGCAAAGGAAGACCAUCCGUAUUAUUCUGGAGUACGCCGAUCGGGUUUUCACCUACAUUUUCAUUCUGGAGAUGUUGCUCAAAUGGGUGGCUUAUGGUUUUGUCAAGUACUUCACUAACGCCUGGUGCUGGUUGGACUUCUUUAUUGUGGAUGUGUCUAUAGUCAGCCUUAUAGCUAAUGCCUUGGGCUUCUCCGAUCUCGGCCCGAUUAAGUCACUCAGGACACUGAGGGCCUUGCGACCCCUCAGGGCCCUGUCACGUUUUGAAGGGAUGAGGGUUGUGGUGAACGCCUUGGUCGGGGCCAUUCCUUCCAUUAUGAACGUGCUGCUGGUGUGUCUCAUCUUCUGGCUCAUCUUCAGCAUCAUGGGUGUGAACCUGUUUGCUGGGAAGUACUACUACUGCUUCAAUGACACAGAAGAGUACACGUUCCGUCCCGACGAGGUUAACAACCGAUCGGAGUGUUUUGCUCUCAUCAAUGAUAACCAAACGGGAAUCAGGUGGAGAAAUGUCAAGAUCAACUUUGAUAAUGUGGGGGCAGGCUACCUGGCGCUCCUGCAAGUGGCAACAUUUAAAGGUUGGAUGGACAUUAUGUAUGCGGCAAUUGAUUCUCGAAAGGUGGGGGAUCAGCCGGUGUAUGAAGACAACUUAUACAUGUACAUCUACUUUGUCAUCUUCAUUAUCUUUGGUUCAUUCUUCACCCUAAACCUCUUCAUUGGUGUCAUCAUUGAUAACUUCAACCAGCAAAAGAAAAAGUUUGGAGGUCAGGAUAUAUUCAUGACGGAAGAACAGAAGAAAUACUACAAUGCGAUGAAGAAACUUGGCUCAAAGAAACCGCAAAAGCCUAUACCCAGACCACAGAACAAAAUCCAGGGCAUGGUGUUUGACUUUGUGACCCAGCAAGUGUUUGACAUCUCCAUCAUGAUCCUCAUCUGCCUCAACAUGGUCACCAUGAUGGUGGAGACAGACGACCAGUCAAAAGAGACAGAGGACGUGCUCUACUGGGUCAACUUCAUCUUCAUCAUUGUCUUCACCGGCGAGUUUUUACUAAAGCUCUUUGCGCUGCGUCACUACUACUUCACCAACGGCUGGAACAUCUUUGACGUGGUGGUGGUCAUCCUCUCCAUCGUGGGAAUGUUCCUCGCCGACUUGAUCGAGAAGUACUUUGUGUCGCCGACGCUGUUCAGGGUGAUUCGACUGGCUCGUAUCGGUCGAAUCCUGCGCCUCAUCAAGGGCGCCAAAGGCAUCAGAACUCUACUCUUCGCCCUGAUGAUGUCACUCCCGGCCUUGUUCAACAUCGGCCUGCUGCUUUUCCUGGUCAUGUUCAUUUUCUCCAUCUUCGGCAUGUCCAACUUUGGCUACGUAAAACACGGGGCCGGAAUCGACGACAUGUACAACUUCGAGACCUUUGGCAACAGCAUGAUCAUCUUGUUUAUGAUCACCACGUCAGCUGGCUGGGACGGCCUGCUGCUGCCCAUUCUGAACUACCCUCCGGACUGCGAUCCCUUGCUGGAGAAUUCCGGCACUCCUUCCACCGGAGACUGCGGCAACCCAUCUGUGGGCAUCUUCUUCUUUGUUAUGUACAUCAUCAUUUCUUUCCUAAUUGUGGUCAACAUGUACAUCGCCAUCAUUCUGGAGAACUUCAGCGUGGCCACGGAGGAGAGCGCUGACCCGCUCAGCGAGGAUGACUUUGAGACCUUCUAUGAGAUAUGGGAGAAGUUUGACCCCACCGCCUCCCAGUUCAUCACCUACGCCAAGCUUUCCGACUUUGCGGACGCACUUGAACACCCGCUGCGAGUCCCCAAGCCCAACACCAUUGAACUCAUCGCUAUGGACAUGCCGAUGGUGAGCGGGGACCGCAUACACUGCCUGGACAUCCUGUUUGCCUUCACCAAACGCGUGCUGGGCGACAGCGGUGAGUUGGACAUGUUGAGGCAGCAAAUGGAGGAGCGAUUUGUGGCGGCCAAUCCCUCCAAGGUCUCUUAUGAGCCCAUCACCACCACUCUGAGGCGUAAGCAGGAGGACGUGUCUGUCCGAAUCAUCCAACGGGCCUACCGCGUCUACUUGGCGAGGCGAGGUUUCGUUUGCAAGCGGCUCCCGACCAACAACAGAGUGGAGAACGGCGGGAACAAUCAGGAACAAGAGAAGGAGGCCACGCCCUCCACCGCCUCCCUGCCCUCGUACGAUAGCGUCACCAAACCCGACAAGGAGAAGGAGGACGACAACGAGGGCAAGGGAGGGAGGAACGAGAGAGGAAGAAACCAAAAAGACGUCAGGGAAUCCAAAUGUUAAGGCGAUGGGAUAAUAAUAAUCACGCUAUUAACACCACAAAUUAUAACAACACCAGGAAACUCACACCCGCACGGAUGUACAGAUUAUUUCAUUUGCAAGUCAGAAAAGAUUCAGUGUUUUUCGUUCCAGCCUUCAGAGGGAAGCGCUCACACUGUCGACGACGGCUCGAAGGCUCUCGAACUCCUCUCAUAAUCAGCUGGGACAUCAUUGUAUCUCGAUGAGUCACGUCCACGGGGGAGACAAGGAGCUUCAAACGGAGGAUUUCACGGAUUCCAAAAGAAGACGACGGCCUUUCGGGAAAGAUAAGGAAACUCUUGCCAGAGUUGCACUGCGCAAGGACUGAAACGUCUCGGAGAGCAAAAUGAGAGAAAGACAAAUAAUAGAGCGCAUCGGGAGUAUUUUGGUGUUAUUCAAGCUAGAAAUUGUUGAUGUGAGCAGCAAAAAUGCAAACCAAUAUAAAAGGAACACUAUUUAGCAUUUUGCCCAUGCCACUUAACUCCCAUUAUUUAUAUAGCCACGUCCGAAUGUUGUUGUUUUUUCUUCUUCUUCUUCUUCUUCUUCUUCUGUUGGAACAUGGGCUUUCACACCAAUUUGUUUAGGGUUUGUUUAUUACGGGGGUGAACUCAGGCCAAGGGCUUCCGUACAUUUACUCCGAACGGUUUCCAAAACAAAAACAUAGGUAAUUGUGCUUGUUCAAUGCAUAGAAAUGAUUUGCAUGAUGGCAUGUUUUUGACCAGAACUCUUGCAUGAACUUUUCAUAGUCCACAAGACACUAACACUGCGGUGGCGCGAUAACGAGGGUCGAUCAUCCCCCAAACGGAAACCUUGUCCCUCACUCCAGACAUUACAAUUGUUGCCUCUAUAAAUAGAAGAAUGGAAAAUGCUGGUAUAUUAAAACACACACACACACACUAGUGGAUUGCAGUUGUAAUGUGAAUAUGGAUCUGCUGCUCUCAAAGAUGUAGAAAGAAAAAUGAAGGACGUAAUGUCAGAAAAUCAGAAGCUUAUAUUUAACGUUUCUAUGCACCUAUGUAAUGCUCCAUUUGCUUUUAUUGUUUGUAGUGGUCAGUGGGGAUUUUACAAGUAUGGCCUUUUUUUUAAUUUUUUUUUAUUGGUGAUGCAUUUCUUUUCUGAAAGGGCUGAGAGGAGAUCUUGAGCUUAUUCACGUAAGUGUGCGCGUGUGUGCGUUUUUCCCCUUCUUGUUUUUCCCGUUUUAUAAGCCUCGUUUAAGAAAACGUCGAGGGGAACAUGUUUGUCUGAUUUCAGUUGAGUAAUGAGAAAGGUAAGCAUUGGAGUGUGUGAAGAAGCCAAAGAGAUCUGCCUUGUUGUUCUUCAUCGGUGAAAGGGGGUUUGUGACUAAAUGUCUAUUUUCUUUUUGGAUUACGGUAUUUUAUUUCGCUCUCAACAGAGACCCGAGAAUUGUAUGCAAUGCUUGGAUAAAAAAAACAAAAAAAAAAAUCCUCCCGUUUUUCUCAGGAGAUAUUAUACUCGUUGAGCUCUGCUACACAAUGCAAGUGAAUGUGACGGCCGCAUUUAUUAAAUCACAUUUUACGCCUUUGUGUUUAAUGCCAUGAUGUUGAUGACGAUGACGGGAAACGAUCUCAGCCGGCCGCCUUGUUUCAGUGAGAGUCAUGGUCCGUUUUGUUGUAGAACUUCCUGCUUAUGACACGUAGACUUAUAGAAGCAUGAAACAGGCCCAUUGUUUUGCUCUCGCUUGCAAAGGUGUCGCUUAAAUUGGUAGUGGGUUGCAUUUAGAUGGAAAUCAUUCAAUCCAAUUCUUCGUUCAUGUUAGCUCGAUUCACCUCAGUCGAAACUGGCAGGUGAUGUCACUGAUUUUUACAACAUAGGCUCCGACCCUCUCCGCACCGCAUUCAAUACCAAAUAACUACCAGAGCACCGGACGCAUCUCACGGUGCUGUGAGCACACGUGCCGCAGCAGAGCUUUAGCACUGUGCAGUGAUGUCACUUCCUGUUUAUUGAUAGUUAACCCGAGUCCUGCAAAUACUCCACUUUCUGCAUGAGCGCUCCAGAAUCAGUGUGGGUGUUGACCAAAUUAAACCAUGAAUGAUAAACAGAAAGAUUCAUCCGUACGCUCGUCAUGUAUUUAAAAAGUAUUCCAUUCCCAAAAGUGGAUUUGUUUGAAAGCAGAAAAAAAAAAAACAAGUGUAAGCUUAGUUCUGAAGCUAAAAAUGAACUUUCAUAAGAACCUAAUGUAAUAUUUUACUUUAAUGGCAUGAGUAGGUUUUUUUUUGUAAAUACUGGACUACGUCAAAAAAAACUACAGCUAUUAAUCUUUACACUUAAAUAUAAAUAAGCAUAAAUAGAAUGGCUUCCAGCUUCUGCCCCGUCACACUUGUUAGGCUGUGACAUGUCAGACUAGACUUUUUUUACUCACUUUUCACAGAAAAAAGGGAUCAAGGGAAAAUAAUCUAUAUUGCAAAUCAAUACCUUCAUAUACAGAGCUAUAUUGCAAAUAUAUAUAUAUAUAUAUAUAUAUAUAUAUAUAUAUAUAUAGUAUAUAUAUAUAUUAUGAACAGUUUAUGUGAUGCACCUCGCCUGUCUAUUUAUUUAUUUAUUUUCUUCACAAGUGAUCAAUGGAGCUUACUUUGUGUGUAUAUUGGGUGAAUAACAAAACUUCUGUCCCAGCCAGCACCCAAAGGUGCCAGCGCAUACUGCAUGCUGUUGCACUGGCUGCUUGCUGAGAAUCCAGGAGCCUGCCUUGGUGGGAGGAUUGCACCAACCAGCAUACCCUUCUCGUUUACAUUUUCAACAAUGUUUUGCCGCUUUUUUUUUCCCACAUUCUUAAUGCUGGCAUCACGUGUGUGUGAAGUGUUUGAGCAUUAUAAUGUUUGUCACAAACUCACAUCACCUCCAUGGCGAUACGUGUAAAGGCCCAAGGGUUAGUCAGUCGUCUUAGUUGCCUGUGUGUUUGUUUCUGGUGCAAUAUCUCUAAACGGCACGUGCCUUUUAGCUUUCUAGUUAGUCUCGCAGCACAGUCGGCGACGCGGAGCUCCAAAACUACCAGGAGGGAAUCAAAACAGAGCAUGAUAGUUGCAAUGUACCGAGUCCAAAUGAACUUGUAUAUUGUUAACUCGCCAUGUAGUCUGGACUAACUUCAUAUUGUAGAAUCAUAAAAUAUGACAAGUUCUCUCUCCUCUUUCUUGCUUUCUUGCUUUCACUCUUGAUCGUUCUCCCCUAUGUUCUGUUUACGAGCUUUUGAGUUGGUAAAGGCUUGCCUUCUGUUUUGCAGGUUUCUGUCAUUUUCAAAUGUUGGAUCUUCACGAUAUGGACCGUAUUUUUGAUUUAGCAUGACUGGGAUGAUUUGCUGAAAACAGGCUGACUGGGUGGGGGUGGGGGUGGGACAAUUUUUGAAUGUCAUUAUCUCUUGCCACUAAUGCAGCCAGGGAGAGGAACAUGUUGCACAACCACGAGACAAUUCAGUGAGAAUCAGUGAAAGAAUGUCUUCAUUUGAGCACGAAUCUAUUUCCAAACAAUAAAGCAGCCUUCCAGUUAGA